Molecule: messenger RNA, 2155 nt
Organism: Mixia osmundae IAM 14324
Lineage: Eukaryota; Fungi; Basidiomycota; Mixiomycetes; Mixiales; Mixiaceae
Exons: 5
Coding region: 45-2114 (689 amino acids)
Biological process (GO): cellular response to unfolded protein; protein refolding; endoplasmic reticulum unfolded protein response
Cellular component (GO): nucleus; endoplasmic reticulum chaperone complex; cytoplasm
Molecular function (GO): ATP binding; ATP hydrolysis activity; heat shock protein binding
Source: RefSeq, a predicted model, not a curated record
CGCGCUUUUUCUUCCGCCUCACAUCAACUGCUCACACAGUCAAGAUGACGCGAGUCACAGUCAGGCCGCCACAGUGCAGGAGCACGAGUCGUACAAGCUCGCGAUGGGUCAGCAAGCUGGCCUCGCUCGCAGCUGCGGCGACAACGGUUGCCAUCGCACUCUUGGUCAUCUCAGCGCCUAGCGGCGUAGCUGCAGAGGCGAAAGAAGACAUAGGCACAGUCAUCGGUAUCGAUCUCGGAACGACCUAUUCAUGCGUUGGUGUUCAAAAGCAAGGCCGUGUAGAGAUUCUUACCAAUGAUCAAGGCAAUCGUAUUACGCCCUCGUAUGUCGGGUUCGCAGCAGACUCUGGCGAGCGAAUGGUCGGCGACGGAGCAAAGAACCAGGCAGCACAGAACCCGUACAACACCAUCUUCGACGCGAAGCGACUGAUCGGCCGCGCUUUCAACGACAAGGACGUUCAAAAGGACAUGAAGCACUACCCUUUCAAGGUUGUUGACAAGGCCGGAAAGCCCAACAUUCAAGUCAAGGUCGCCGGCGAGACACGUACCUUCACACCUGAAGAGAUCUCAGCCAUGAUCCUUGGCAAGAUGAAAGAGACGGCAGAAGCCUAUCUCGGUCAUAAAGUCACUCAUGCCGUCGUCACCGUCCCGGCUUACUUCAAUGACGCACAAAGACAAGCUACUAAGGACGCCGGCGUCAUUGCCGGCCUCAAUGUCAUGCGUAUUGUCAACGAACCCACCGCAGCAGCAAUUGCCUACGGUCUUGACAAGACGGGUGGCGAACGUCAGAUCAUCGUCUACGAUCUCGGUGGUGGUACUUUCGAUGUCUCCCUCCUUUCGAUCGAUGAUGGCGUCUUUGAGGUUCUGGCGACGGCAGGUGACACCCAUCUCGGUGGUGAAGACUUUGACAACCGAGUCAUCGACUACUUUGUGAAGCAAUGGGCUCGCAAGCACAACGGUGCAGAUAUCACCAAGAACCAGCGCACGAUCGGCAAGCUAAAACGUGAAGUCGAAAAGGCAAAGCGUACCCUCUCGUCUCAGAUGUCGACUCGUCUCGAAAUCGAGUCUUUCUUCGAAGGCGAAGACCUUUCAGAGACGCUCACCCGUGCCAAGUUCGAGGAGCUCAACAUUGACCUCUUCAGAAAGACAAUGAAGCCGGUCGAGCAAGUCCUCAAGGAUGCCAAUGUCAAGAAGGAAGAUGUCGACGAUGUCGUUCUUGUCGGCGGCUCUACGCGUAUUCCAAAGGUCCAGCAGCUCCUCAAGGAGUACUUCGAUGGCAAGGAGCCUUCCAAGGGCAUCAACCCCGAUGAGGCUGUCGCUUAUGGUGCCGCCGUUCAAGGUGGUAUUCUCUCGGGCGAAGAAGGUCUCAGCGACAUGGUCCUCAUCGAUGUCUGCCCGCUCACGCUCGGAAUCGAGACCACUGGUGGUGUCAUGACUAAGCUCAUCGGCCGCAACACCGUCGUCCCGACCAAGAAGUCUCAGAUCUUCUCUACCGCAGCUGACAACCAGCCAGUCGUUUUGAUUCAAGUCUUCGAAGGCGAGCGAUCAAUGACCAGAGACAACCAUCAGCUUGGCAAGUUCGAGCUUACCGGAAUCCCGCCUUCGCCUCGUGGCGUUCCUCAAAUUGAGGUCAGCUUCGAGAUUGACGCCAAUGGUAUCAUGAAGGUUGCUGCUGCCGAUAAGGGCACUGGCAAGUCGGAGACCAUCACGAUCACCAACGACAAGGGCAGACUGUCUCAAGAAGACAUUGACCGCAUGGUCAAGGAGGCAGAAGAAUAUGCCGACCAGGACGAGGCUGCGCGAAAGAAGGUCGAAGCUCGCAACCAAUUGGAGGCCUUCAUCUUUGGUCUCAAGUCUCAGUUGGCUGAUCAGGAAGGACUCGGCGGCAAGAUCGACGGUGAUGACCGCAAGACGAUCGAAGCAGAACUCAAGACCCGUCAAGAAUGGCUCGAUGAGAAUGGCGCGACAGCGACUGCCGAAGACUUUGAUGAGCAGAGAGAAGCUGCUUCGAGCGCGAUCAGCCCCAUCACAUCCAAGCUUUACGCUGGUCAAGGUGGUCCUGGUGGCCCGGGCGGCGAAUCUGACGAACCUUUGCAUGAUCGCGACGAGCUGUAAGCUUGCGCUGUUAGAUUUUCCAAAUACAAAACUGCUUUACC